AUUUUUUUUAAUAAUGACCGAUUCUAAAGAAGUACAAGCUUUGGAAAGCAUUGCGAGCGCAGUUGAUGAAUCACAGUUAAAAAUUAUCCUCACAACUCAAUGUAUAAAAGCUCAAUCGCUACUAGUUACUAAAUUGCGUAAACAGUCAGAUCAUCAGAAAGAAGUUUGUAAUUUUAUCAACAAUGGAAAUUUAAAACUGGAGACGGAAAUACGAAUUGCCGAACAGAAAAUUAAAAGCUCGAUCACUGCUCUGGAAACUAUUAAAACAGCAAAUGUUGAACUACAAAAGGAUCUAUUUUUGUCCAAAGAAAGAAAAAGUGAUAUACUUGAAAGGGUGAAAACUGGUAUAAAAAAAUAUGAAGAUAUGUGGCAAGAGGCAAAGACGAAAUACGAAAAUAUUCCGUUUAUAAAACAUUAUCUUGAAACAAAAAAUCUAACGAUUACGAUAAAGCAAAACAUUGAUCACCUAAUUAAUGAUUCUCAAAAGCUCAACCAUGAAAUAAAUGAAAAGAAAAUGAAACUAGCUAACCAAGAUAGAAAAUUAGUAAUAGAAUUGGCAAACUAUUUGGUUAACGAACGUCCGAAAACGUUGCUGCUAAUACAAGAGAAAUCUGAAAAGAUAAAAGAGUUAAAUAAAGCAAUCAAAGACAGCAACGAAGAUAUAAAUGCCACUUUAUCUGAAGCUAAAAUAGAUAAAUCAAUAAGCAAAUUAAAUGCAAAUAGAGAUUCUACAAGAAACCAGGACGACGCGGACAGUAUGCUACCAAAACUGGAAUUGAGCAACAUUGAUUUUGAUCUACUUACUGAUAAGCUAAAUAAGAUAAAGAAAUGUGAUUCUUUUAAUUCGAAAGUUAAUGUUAUAAAUCAAAAUCAAUCACAAUUGAAUACGCAAACAGAAAGAGAUGCAGUAGCAUCAACUGUCCAAAAUAAUGAUUACAAAAUGAUUCUUAUUGACAAUAAUUUAAAUACACCAAAGAAUUACUCUGAAAAGAAAUUGAUUCACAUACUAGAUGAUAUAAAGAUAAAUGAAAACGAAACCAAAGAAAUAUUAGCAAAUGUUAAGAAGAACUCUUUGAGAGAUGUUAACGUUUUUGAAGUUAUAUCUCCACGUAAUGCAGACGAUAGCGGUCCAUCUAACACUGUAAAGGAGGACAAGAAACUUGAGGAAUUGGAAGAAAUAGAUUCUACUCCUAAGCCAUCAUCUUUAAUUGGACCACCUUCACAAUUUUUGGAUGUAACAGAAGGCACCCAGAAAAAUGAGACUAUGGAAGUAGAUACCACCGACACAUCCAUAAAAGAACUAGAUACAUCCAAUAAAGAUGAUGAGGGAGAUAUAGAACUAGUCAAAAGUGGAGAAAGCGACAGAAGUUUUGAAAAAAUUAAAGAUACAAUACUGAAAAAGCAUAAGCUUGAUCUUUCACCACAGUUUGUUUAUACUAAGAAGCCGAUGGUACAAAGUACUUUUCAGAAAUCGGAAAUAAAAUCGAAAUUCUUUGAUGAUAAGAAAGAAACACAAGAGGAAGCAAAUUUAUCCAACAAUACCUCUGAGAUUAUAGAAAUCGUAGAUAAAGAUAAAGAAGAACCUAAUAAUGUAGUCAAAAAAUCUCCAAAGCAAAAUGAACAAAACACUGAGAAAAAGGACAAUAUGGCAAUAUCAGGUUUCCUGUUCAACCACGGAGCUGAUGGUAUUGUACAACUAUCAAAUACUUCACUUGAUACCACUGGUUAUGGUGGAGAUGAAAAUGAUUUUCCACACUGUAUAGAUUCCAGCUUGCUGCUUUCACCAAAAGCCGACUUGGACGAACAAGAUAACCCUGCAAAUAAUGUCCAAGUAUCUUCUCAAGAAGUCCCUAACUUUUUAACAGGUUUACGAAAAACGGGAUUUUCAUUCUUUGGUCCUUCUACACCAGACGAGGCUUCCACUUCAGGGAAUAAAACUCAACAGAGCAACUUCAAUUUUAACUUUGGAGGUGACGAAAAGAAAUCUAGGGGAGGUUUAUUUAGUAUGUUUCGUUAAAAAUAGUAUAGUUUCUAAUUUUGACACAUAAAUAAUUAAUUAAAACAAUU
Aricia agestis (brown argus) is the source of this 2067-nucleotide messenger RNA. RefSeq lists its product as uncharacterized. The record is from RefSeq and is a predicted model, not a curated record. Bases 14 to 2017 code for a protein of 667 amino acids. The transcript has 11 exons. NCBI's taxonomy places the organism in Eukaryota, Metazoa, Arthropoda, Insecta, Lepidoptera, Lycaenidae.